AUGUAGACCACGAUCCACAUGAGUUGUCUCCAGUCUGCGCGUUUAAUUGUCUGUCUCCCAAAUUCUCUGGUCAGAUUUCUGGGGGUUAAUCUUCAGGUUUUGUAUCAUCAUAGCGUCAUUGCUCCAAACAUUCUCAAUAUGGCAGUGGAAACUUUAACGGCACCAAAAUUUAAGGAACAAGACCUCCAGUUCUGGCAGUUGAUGAUUGCUGGUUCAGUUGCUGGUUCCGUCAAGCACACGAUGUUUCCUGUUCGCAUCAUUAAUCAACGUAUCAUUAAUCGUUCGUAUUCGCAAAGACAUGUCGGAUUCCGGCAGGCUUUGCGUUCGGUAAUCCAAACGGAAGGACCAUCGGCUCUGUACUGUGGGAUAUGGUCUAUGAGGCAUGGAGCCAUGGGACCCGCUCACUUCAUUUAUUUCUCCUUCUACGAAGUAUCCAAGAAGUUCUUGUCUGCCGGGAAUCCAAACAACUCUGUGGUCCAUGCGAUUUCCGGCGCCUUCGCGGCUGUAUGGAGUUAUGCCGUUUCAACUCCCGUGGAUAUGGCGAAGCUGAGGCAGCAGAGUGGGUUCGGGAACUACAAAGGCGUCUGGGAUUGCGUCAAAAGGGUGACUUGUGAGGAAGGGAUCAGUAGGUUCUACACUUUUUACAGAACGGGGAUUCGGAUGAAUGUGUAUUCUUCUGCCGUUCAUUUUGUGACAUACAAGGCAGCCAAGAGGAAACUGGUAGAGAUAUCACCGAAAAAGAAGGGUUGGUGGUUGGUUCAUGCCACUGCAGGAGCCACCGCCGGUGGAUUGUAUAGAAUCAAACACAAUAUAAGAACAACUCUUUAAAGAAUAACUCUAGAAUUCAAAGUAGAGAUUAAGAACACAAAGCUUUAAAGAAUAACUAUCUUUAUUAAUCUCAAGAACUCAAACUCUCAAACAAACUCUCUUUCUCAAAAACCUUAAACACAUAAAACUCUCUAUCUCAAUCUCAUAAGCUAUAUCACAACUCGAUAUAUGCUUAUAUAGCCACAACCUCUAAACCUAAUCAUAACUCAAUUAGGAUUACAUAAUAUUCUCUAGAUAACUCCUAAAGAAUUAGUCUUUAUCUCUUCAAUAAACCGACAUCUUGCAGUUUAAGUAACCUCCGGUUUAAGCCUCUUUCAAGCUUAAACCAACAGAUUGGCAGUUGCUCUGACUUGGCCGCUGGGUAUUAUAAGGAUGACGCUUUCUCAGCCAACGGACCCUUCUAAGGUGAUUGACCCACAUCUGAACAUUUCUUUGAAGGUUGUGGAUUAUUUAAGGAAAACACACACACACACACAAAAUGUAAAAGCAAAAACAAAAGUAGACAAUGAACGUAAAUAUCAGCAAGUUAAUGGCGUAAAUAUUGAUGUUGAGAGUGUUUAAUAAAAGGGACUUUAAGAUGUGUGUAACUAACUAAUUGAGCUGGCCAGACAUAGUAUGAUCUUCUUCUUCUUCUCAUAACUUAUUUGGUCAUGUGCAGCAUGUCACUAGGGUUUCAUUGAGCCGUGUGUUCAUAUCCAUUGUGAAAUAUGAAGGGUUUAUGGCACUUUACAGGGGAUGCCUCCCCAGAAUGCUCAUCCAUGCAUCUGCAACAGCCAUCUGUUGGUCCACUUACGAGGCGGCCAAAUCUUUCUUUCAGGACCUCAACGGCGAUUCAAUAAAGGCCUGAUAAAGAUCAAACAGAUGAGACAGCGAAUCAAUAUAACAACUACCAAGUCUUUAAGCUUUGUUUAUCUUGAUUUG
Arabidopsis lyrata subsp. lyrata is the source of this 1749-nucleotide messenger RNA. Its product is annotated as mitoferrin. Lineage: Eukaryota; Viridiplantae; Streptophyta; Magnoliopsida; Brassicales; Brassicaceae. Gene Ontology annotation, cellular component: mitochondrial membrane. Gene Ontology annotation, molecular function: ferrous iron transmembrane transporter activity. The record is from RefSeq and is a predicted model, not a curated record. Gene Ontology annotation, biological process: iron import into the mitochondrion.